Oncorhynchus kisutch (coho salmon) is the source of this 1647-nucleotide messenger RNA. RefSeq names its product zinc finger protein 135-like. The record is from RefSeq and is a predicted model, not a curated record. Gene Ontology annotation, biological process: regulation of transcription by RNA polymerase II. The transcript has 2 exons. Bases 508 to 1272 code for a protein of 254 amino acids. Gene Ontology annotation, molecular function: DNA-binding transcription factor activity; RNA polymerase II cis-regulatory region sequence-specific DNA binding. Lineage: Eukaryota; Metazoa; Chordata; Actinopteri; Salmoniformes; Salmonidae.
AGGAAAACAACGGGGCUGAGUGGAACUGUGAGAGGAGGAGAAGAGAAGAAAGGAUCAGAUUUGACUCAUCAAAGAGAAAGACCAGACUCCGAGGAACCAGAUCCAGGGACGUCCAAACCAGCAAGACGACACCAGUGCUCCCACUGUGGAAAGAGUUGUAAACAGAAAGCACAACUGAAAGCUCAUGAGAGAAUACACACAGGAGAGAAGCCUUACCACUGCUCCCAAUGUGGAAAGUGUUUUGUCCGUUCGGGGGACCUGAAACGGCAUGAGAGAACACACACAGGAGAGAAGCCUUACCACUGCUCCCAAUGUGGAAAGUGUUUCAACCAGUCGAGGGAGCUGAAACUACACGAGAGAACACACACAGGAGAGAAGCCUUACCACUGCUCCCAAUGUGGAAAGUGUUUCGUCAGUUCGGGGGUGUUGAAACAACAUGAGAGAAUACACACAGGAGAGAAGCCUUACCACUGCUCCCAAUGUGGAAAGUGUUUCAACCAUACGGGGAUGCUGAAAGAACAUGAGAGAAUACACACAGGAGAGAAGCCGUACCACUGCUCCCAAUGUGGAAAGUGUUUCGUCAGUUUGGGGGUGUUGAAACAACAUGAGAGAAUACACACAGGAGAGAAGCCUUACCACUGCUCCCAAUGUGGAAAGUGUUUCGCCCGGUCGGGGAUGCUGAAAGAACACGAGAGAAUACACACAGGAGAGAAGCCGUACCACUGCUCCCAAUGUGGAAAGUUUUUCGCCAGUUCGGGGGUGUUGAAACAACAUGAGAGAACACACACCGGAGAGAAGCCUUACCACUGCUCCCAAUGUGGAAAGUGUUUCGCCCGGUCGGGGAUGCUGAAAGAACACGAGAGAAUACACACAGGAGAGAAGCCUUAUCAAUGCUCCCAAUGUGGAAAGUGUUUCAACCAGUCGGGGGAGCUGAAACUACAUGAGAGAACACACACAGGAGAGAAGCCUUACCACUGCUCCCAAUGUGGAAAGUUUUUCGCCCGGUCGGGGAUGCUGAAAGAACACGGGAGAAUACACACAGGAGAGAAGCCUUACCACUGCUCCCAAUGUGGAAAGUGUUUCAACCAGUCGGGGGAGCUGAAACUACAUGAGAGAACACACACAGGAGAGAAGCCUUACCACUGCUCCCAAUGUGGAAAGUGUUUCACCCGGUCGGGGGAUCUGAAACGACAUGAGAGAAUACACACAGGGCAGAAGCCUUACCACUCCUCCCAAGAACACACUAGACUGCACACAGAGGAGAAGGCUUAGAAAUGCUCAGACUGUGGGAAAACAUAUUACUCAUAAGUCACUUAAACGUCAUUAGAGAAUCCACACAGGAGAGAGAAAUUACUUCUCUUAGCGUGUAUAUUGAUAUUUCACAUCACAUUGACUUAAAAUUCAUCAGAGAACAUACACAGUGCUCCCGUUGUCUUAUAUUGUUGACUGACAAUGUGUUUACCUGUCUUUACCACAUGAAAUUAAAUGGUACAGGGUAUACUCAAACAUAUAUUUGUUUUUAUUAGAAAACAUGAAUUGAAUAUGGAGUCUGUCAGUUUGAAUAUAAAGAAGAUCAGGUUCCAACUGUCCUUUUUUUAAACUCUUUGUGUGUGUUUAUCUGGGUGUGUCAUUCCUCCAGCACUACAG